UUUUCCUUUUUAUGGUUAUAGGUUUAUCCUGGUUGGAAAUGGUUUGAGAAGCAAGAUGGGAUUCGUUCUUUGCAAAAAAGUUCUAAAGAUCCAGCGCCAGAGUUCUACAACAUUUAUCUUGAGCGGCCAAAGGGUGAUGCUGAUGGGUAUGAUUUAGUUGUUGUUGAUGCGAUGCACAAAGCAAACUACGCAAGUCGAAUUUGUCAUUCAUGUCGCCCUAAUUGUGAAGCAAAAGUUACUGCUGUUGAUGGUCAGUAACAGAUUGGAAUCUAUGCAGUACGCCCAAUUGAAUAUGGUGUAGAGAUCACAUUUGAUUAUAAUUCUGUUACGGAGAGUAAAGAAGAAUAUGAAGCAUCAGUUUGUUUAUGUGGGAGCCAAGUUUGCCGUGGGAGCUACUUGAAUCUGACGGGUGAAGGAGCCUUUCAGAAGGUUCUGAAGGAUUGGCAUGGAAUACUGGAUCGACAUCACUUGUUGCUAGGGGCUUGUGAAUUAAAUUUUGUAUCUGAAGAAGAUUAUAUUGACUUGGGUAGGGCUGGUUUGGGAAGUUGUUUACUUGGGGGAUUUCCGGGUUGUCUGAUUGCUUACUCAGCUUGUCUGGUGAGAUUUAUCAAUUUUGAACGAACUAAGCUUCCUGAGGAGAUUUUGAGGCAUAAUUUGGAAGAAAAGAGGAAAUACUUUGCAGAUAUCUCCAUUGAGGUUGAAAAAAGUGAUGCUGAGGUCCAGGCAGAGGGAGUCUACAACCAAAGGCUUCAGAAUUUGGCUCUUACUCUUGACAAGGUGAGGUAUGUCAUGAUAUGUGUUUUUGGUGACCCAAAGAAGGCUCCGCCACCUCUGGAGAGGUUGAGUCCUGAAGCAGCAGUGUCCUUUCUCUGGAAAGCGGAGGGAUCACUUGUAGACGAACUUAUUCAGUGCAUGGCACCUCAUAUGGAUGAUAGCAUGCUAAAUGACCUUAAGUCCGAGAUUUGUGCUCAUGAUCCAUCUGGUUCUGAUGACAUCCAGAAGGAGCUUCGGAGAUCUUUAAUAUGGCUGAGGGAUGAAGUACGAAAUCUUCCAUGUACAUAUAAGUGUAGGCAUGAUGCUGCUGCUGAUCUGAUUCACAUAUAUGCUCAUACAAAGUGCUUCUUUAGAGUAAAGGAAUACACGGCUGUAACUUCCCCACCUGUUUCCAUUAGUCCUCUAGACCUGGGCCCCAAGUACACUGAUAAAUUGGGGUCAGGUUUCCAGGAGUAUCGCAAGAAUUACGGUGAAAAUUAUUGUUUAGGGCAGCUGAUUUAUUGGCAUAACCAGACUAGUGCUGCUGAGCCAGAUUCUAGCCUAGCCAGAGCGAUUAGGGGUUGUCUGUCGUUACCUGACAUUGGUUCCUUCUAUGCCAAGGUCCAGAAGCCAUCUCGACAUCGUGUUUAUGGCCCAAGGACUGUAAAAUUCAUGUUGGCAAGGAUGGAAAAGCAGCCCCAGAGACCAUGGCCCAAGGACCGGAUAUGGUCCUUCAAGAAUUCGCCUAAAAUAUUUGGCAGUCCAAUGCUAGGUGCUGUUUUGCAUAAUUCUCCACUAGAGAGGGAUUUGGUUGCGAGUUUUGGUGUGGGCAUUGGCCUGUUUGGCGCUGGAAUGAUUGGUCUCUGGCUAGCUUUUGCAAGAGGCUAUAUAGCGUUUUCUUAA
Camellia sinensis is the source of this 1656-nucleotide messenger RNA. The record is from RefSeq and is a predicted model, not a curated record. NCBI's taxonomy places the organism in Eukaryota, Viridiplantae, Streptophyta, Magnoliopsida, Ericales, Theaceae.